AAAUAGGCUAGCCCUCCUUGAAAGCUGGACAGUGGUGGCCGUGCUUAGCGCGGCGGCUUAGAAAGUAUGACACAACAGUCCAGCGAAGCAGUUUCUGGCAGUCUGUUACGGUGCCGAAAGUCCCAGAUACUUUUAUUGUUCACUGUAUUAAGCUUUCUACUCAGCAAUCCAUGUACAGUUACGGGUGAACCUGUGCGUGUCAAACGACAAAACGAUGAUCCUUUAUCCGAAGAUGUUUCAGUAGGCGGAGCUGAUGAGGAGAACGAAGCAGCGACACCUGUACCAAGUGUGAAAGGACCAGGACCCUUUCUUCAGCCACCAGUCGUGACAGGUCCUCGUGGUCCCGCCGGUGAACCGGGGCUGCCAGGUCCUCCUGGUCCGCCCGGACCUCCAGGGAAGAUUGGAGAACCUGGCCCACCCGGUCCAGCAGCCAGUGAUGGAGUCCGUGGGCCUCCAGGGCCACCAGGUGAUCCUGGACUUGACGGCAAGCCUGGUCAGGAUGGAGACCCUGGCCUUCCGGGAAAUCAAGGGCCACGUGGACCGCUGGGACCAAUCGGGAUGAUCGGUGCAAACGGGAUGCAAGGACCAAUGGGACCACCUGGUCCCAAAGGAAGCAAAGGAGCUUCAGGAGCUUCGGGAGCAGUGGGUGAGCGUGGAGAAACUGGCAUACCUGGACCGAUGGGUCAACCUGGUGUGAAAGGUCCUCUCGGACUACCUGGGCCUCAAGGCCCGGUCGGUCCAACUGGUUUUCAAGGUUCUGAUGGCUUGAUUGGACCAAUGGGACCCUUUGGUCCUCAGGGUCCUCCUGGAUCAACUGGAAUGAUGGGUCCGGUUGGGUUGAAGGGCGACGAUGGUCCGUCCGGUGCCGCAGGAGCUGCCGGUGACCCCGGAGAACCCGGACCAGAUGGGAAAGCAGGUCCCCCUGGAGAACGAGGGGCCCCGCCGGUAUACGGUGUAUUCGCGUUGGCUAAGGGUGAUCGUUCGUUGAAGAGAACCCGCGGUCAAUCGCAUCUCCCAUAUCAUCCUGAAAUUUCAGGGUUUUGCUGGAAAAGACGGACAAUCUGGACCGAAAGGAGAACGUGGAAGCCCAGGGCCAAUGGGACCUCGCGGAUCUACAGGAAUGCGUGGACCUCCGGGUGGGGCUGGUGCACAAGGUUCUAUUGGACCAAAAGGUUCCCAAGGCAUUCCCGGCCCCAUCNACCUCGCGGAUCUACAGGAAUGCGUGGACCUCCGGGUGGGGCUGGUGCACAAGGUUCUAUUGGACCAAAAGGUUCCCAAGGCAUUCCUGGCCCACAGGGACCUACAGGACCCCCAGGACCCAUGGGUCCUCCUGGGGAUAUGGGCGAUAUGGGUCCUUUUGGACCAGUCGGUGAUAUGGGCAAACAGGGUCCUCGUGGUCCAAUGGGGGAGCGGGGACCGAAGGGUGACACUGGCAUGGUGGGUGCACCAGGGAUGCCUGGAAAUCCUGGACUGGAUGGACUGCCAGGUAAACCUGGGGAUCAAGGUAAAGAUGGAGAACCAGGUAGGCCUGGACUAAGAGGACCUACUGGACUACCUGGAGCUCCUGGAAAAGAUGGUGAACCUGGACCACAGGGAUAUCAAGGCCAAAAGGGCAUGGAUGGUGCUUCAGGACUUCCAGGAGGUAUUGGUUUACGAGGUCCUCCUGGAAAACCUGGAGAUGAUGGUGAAAUAGGUGCGGCUGGACCUCCCGGACCACCUGGACCACCUGGACCUUCGGGAGCACCUGGCCCACGAGGAAACCGAGGAAUUGUUGGAGAUAGCGGUGAGAUGGGUGCACCUGGAGAACAAGGUAGUCGUGGAACUCCAGGAACGAGAGGACGUCGUGGAAAAAUCGGUCCACCAGGACAACAAGGACAAACAGGUCUUUCGGGCGAACGAGGGCCACCUGGACCUAUUGGCCCCGCCGGUGAACAGGGGGCCAGCGGACCGCCUGGAGCCCCAGGUGGGAAAGGACCGACAGGAAGGGAUGGUAAAGUUGGAAGUGAUGGAAAGCCAGGUAGUCGUGGUCUAGCAGGACUUCCUGGAUCAGUUGGGGAGCGUGGCCCUCCAGGACCAGAAGGCGAACCUGGUUAUGUAGGGCUAGCCGGACCGAAGGGAGAACCUGGCGCACAAGGUUCACCUGGUCGCAUCGGUAUUGCUGGCUCGCCUGGUAUCCGCGGAAAUGUCGGAGCGAUGGGAAUGCGGGGUGACAAGGGCCCCCGAGGUCCUCCAGGUGAAGAUGGAAUUCGCGGAGAAGAUGGUGAACAGGGUGAGAUGGGGCCACCUGGAGAACCUGGCCCACGCGGCCCCUACACACUGCAAGGUGUGUCCCAACAGUUAUUGUUGGGACCAAAAGGAGAGAAAGGUCAACCUGGCUACCCAGGUCCAAGAGGUCGACCUGGAAUUCCAGGUCCGCCUGGUGACCCGGGUGAGGCGGGAGACACUGGUACACCCGGAGAAGAUGGUCCAGUUGGCCUUGAAGGACCAAGAGGACGUGAUGGUAUGGAUGGACGACCCGGACGUCCAGGAAAAGCCGGAAAGCCCGGUCCACGUGGGGCGGCUGGCUUACAAGGACCUGAAGGGAAACCUGGAGAUCGGGGUAACCCGGGUCCACCGGGUCCCUCUGGCAUUCCAGGUGCUCCGGGUGAACCUGGACUUCCUGGUCUGGAUGGUGUCAAUGGAACCGUUGGUUCGCCUGGAGCUGUUGGUCCUGUAGGUGCUCCUGGUCCUCGAGGUCCUGUGGGGCCCCCUGGAAUCGACGGAUUGAAAGGCCCACCGGGAGACGACGGGCCUGUUGGAUCACGUGGCCAAGUUGGACCAAGAGGCGCUUCCGGAACGGAUGGUUCACCAGGAGCCCAGGGCAAAAUGGGUGCUCCAGGACGUCCAGGCCCUGUGGGUCCUCCAGGUUCAAUGGGAAUUCCAGGUCCUCAAGGUAAGCCCGGACCAGCUGGUAAAGAAGGACCGCCUGGAAUUUCUGGACCAGCUGGACAGCCAGGACCAAACGGGGUGGAUGGAGAAGUUGGCCCCAUGGGUCCCGCAGGCGAACCAGGACCUCCGGGUCAACAAGGUUUAAUUGGUGAGCGAGGCCCGCAAGGACAGCCAGGUCCAGCCGGCGAGAAGGGACCACCUGGUCCAAGUGGACCACCGGGAAUUCCUGGACCAACAGGACCAAGUGGAGGCCGCGGGGAUGCUGGAGAACCGGGGCCCGAUGGUGCCCCUGGAGAACGAGGGGACGAUGGACCUCAAGGGUUUGCUGGCCGACCAGGAAUUGAUGGAGCCCCUGGCCGUCAAGGUAAACCCGGACCUGCUGGACACAAAGGUUGGACAGGACCUCCUGGGGAUCCUGGUCAGCCUGGAAAUCCAGGACAGACCGGGCAACCAGGUUUACGAGGCUAUCCUGGUCCAUCUGGAUUGCCAGGUGAACCGGGCCCUGCUGGUCUACCUGGCCUACCUGGAGAAGCAGGUUUCAUGGGAGAACCGGGACCUAUAGGUCCAGCGGGUCCAAUAGGAAGAGACGGACCGCAAGGAUUGGCCGGUCCGAUUGGAAGCGAAGGACCUCCAGGACCACCAGGGCCACCGGCAGUCGGUUAUUCCAAAAUGUUUGGAGAUGAGUCUAUGCUAUCCCUUCAUAUGCCCAAUGGAAGUCAAAGGUACCCAGCCCGUUCUUGCAGACAUCUUUCUGCGGCUUAUCCUCAGUUCCCAGACGGAUUUUACUGGAUCGAUCCAAACGGUGGCAUAGCUAAUGAUGCCGUUGAAGUAUUCUGCCGCUUGCGGACUGGUGAAACGUGUCUUCAACCAAAAACAGCAUCCUAUCCCCAAACGUCCAUGAGUUCAGCAGAAGUUGGUGAUGUUAUCUGGUUUUCGCAAAUAACUGGACAAUCAAGGUUUGACUACGAAAUCUCUCAAGACCAGUUGAAUUUUUUGAAGAUGCUCAAUGCAAAGGCUUCACAGCAGAUCACUCUUGUUUGCUCGGAACUCAGUUUCUCGGAAGGUGUUCACUCAGUACGAUUUUUCUCUGAUAAUGACCGGGAAUUCACUGAAGACGGGCCCUUGCUCCGUUAUGAGAAACUUGACAAUGGAUGCCAGUAUGCUUCACCUAACGGAAAAUCCACCUUCGAAGUCCACACUCGUGCACAAAGACUACCGAUUCGCGAUGUGAUCCUACCCAAUCCGAAGAUUUCCGGGCGCGAGGCUGUGGGUGUUGAACUCGGACGUGUCUGUUUCCAGUGACUACGCCGAAACAAUCUGUGAACUGACUUAUGUUUCUGAGAGUACCCAAAAAAUAGCAAUAUAUUCAAGCUAACUCUGCGAUGACUUCACGUAAAAGAAUCAGAACGAACUGAAUACAACCAGCUGCUAUCGCCCACGCAAACCUCUGUGAGAUCCAGUUUGCUUGGACUUUCUACACAACUUGUGAUCGUCCAAGUCUCGCAUCUUUUUUAUGAUUCUCAUAAAAUGACUAGUGGCAUUUUGUGAAUCUCCCGUUCAUUUACUUCAUUGGAUCGGGUCAAAUUUCC
Opisthorchis viverrini is the source of this 4517-nucleotide messenger RNA. RefSeq lists its product as hypothetical. Lineage: Eukaryota; Metazoa; Platyhelminthes; Trematoda; Opisthorchiida; Opisthorchiidae. The transcript has 12 exons. The coding region runs from base 67 to 4230 and encodes 1387 amino acids. Gene Ontology annotation, molecular function: extracellular matrix structural constituent. The record is from RefSeq and is a predicted model, not a curated record.